Messenger RNA from Pristis pectinata (smalltooth sawfish), 4109 nucleotides. It is a transcript of the gene apeh1, whose product is annotated as acylaminoacyl-peptide hydrolase. Gene Ontology annotation, molecular function: serine-type endopeptidase activity. Gene Ontology annotation, biological process: proteolysis. The transcript is spliced from 22 exons. The record is from RefSeq and is a predicted model, not a curated record. Bases 322 to 2310 code for a protein of 662 amino acids. NCBI's taxonomy places the organism in Eukaryota, Metazoa, Chordata, Chondrichthyes, Rhinopristiformes, Pristidae.
UAAUCACUGAAAAGGGAACAUGCAAGUGCAGCGAGAAAGUGAAAGAUAAAUCAUGUGUUGGAGGUUUAUUACAAGGGGAUUUGAGUAGAGGAAUAAAUAUGUCUUGCUGCAUUGACACAAGACCAUUCCCAGGUGGUCACGGAUUCCAAGGAAAUUGCUGAGAUCUACAAAGAGUUGAGCAAAUUGCCAUCACUGUCAAAAGCUAGCAUUGGGCCAGAGGUCAUUUCCCAAUAUGGUGGAAAAUACUGCAACAUCUAUACAGAAUGGUCUCAGAGGGAUCUGGAACGAGCAGAGCGGGUGAAAUUCUGCCGACAAUAUAUCAUGUUCUACGAUGAAGAUUCCAUAGUUUAUACAGGCCCUUCUGGAAAUUGCACAGAACUACAAGGCGAGCUGUUGAGCAGAGAGUCUCCAUCUGGAUUUUUCAAGGCUGUACUUCGGGAACACACAAACAAAAAGGGAGAAGAAAAGCAGUUUCUGGAGAUCUGGAAUAAAAACUCGAAGGAGAAGAGCAUAAAUCUGACUGCACUUGACAAGCAUGGCAAGGUGUACGAAGAUGAUCAGUUUGGUUGUCUUGUGUGGUCUCACUCAGAGACUCACAUUCUGUAUAUUGCUGAAAAGAAAAGACCCAAAACGGAAUCCUUCUUCCAAACUAAGCCACAAAUUAGUAUGACUGAAGAGGAUGAGGACAGCAUCAAACCAGAAAAACAGGAGAAGCCUGUAAAAGGAGAUGACUUUGUGUACUGGGAGGACUGGGGAGAAGCACUGGUGAAAAAGACCACACCUGUGCUGUGUGUUCUGGAUAUUGAAAGUAACAACAUCUCUGUUCUGGAAGGGAUUCCUGACCACAUUUCUCCAGGGCAGGCUUUUUGGGCUCCCAAUGACACUGGCAUCAUAUUUGUUGGAUGGGAUCAUGAACCUCAACGCUUGGGUCUCGUGUACUGCACCAACAGAAAGUCGGGACUGUACUAUGUGGAUCUGACAGGUGGCAAUUGUGUGCAACUUUCAUCCCAAGUAAAUGCUGUUUGGUCUCCACGGCUCAGUCCUGACAAGUGUCGAAUUGUCUACUUUGAAGGUGAUGCAGGUGGACCCCACCAGCAGUGUAGCAAACUUUGCAUGUAUGACUGGUACACAAAAGUGACCUCCACUGUGGUGGAUAUUGUGAAUCGGCCAGAUGAAGAUGGAUUUACUGGCAUUUACUCUUCAGCACUAGCACAAAAUUGUUGGGCUAUGGACAGUCAGCGGGUUCUCGUUGAUACACCUCAAAGAAGCAGAAAGGAUCUCCUCGUAAUAAAUAUUACAACAAGAAGUGUUACAUCGCUUACUAGUGGCUCAGAUGCUGCAAGCUGGACACUGCUGGCUGUUCACCAGGAUCUGAUGGUGGUCACAUGCUCAUCCCCUAACUGCCCACCCAGUCUGAAAGUGGGCUUUCUGCCUGCUGCAGGCAAAGAACAAAGGGUCACUUGGGUGGCACUUGAUGAAACUGAACCAUUGCCAGGCAUAGACUGGAAAAUUCUGACUUUUACUCCUCCACUUGAACAAGAGAAUCCUAAAUUCCCUGCACUGGAUUUUGAAGGCAUCCUUUUGAUCCCCAAUGAAAGAAAGGAAGGUGCUCCACCUCCAGUUAUUGUUUGGCCACAUGGUGGACCACAUUCAGUUUUCACAGCAGAAUGGAUGUUGUACCCUGUCACUCUUUGCAAGUUGGGAUUUGCAGUUUUACUGGUAAACUACAGAGGUUCCAUUGGCUUUGGACAGGAUAGUGUCUGCUCUCUGCCUGGGAACGUAGGAAGCCAAGAUGUGAAAGAUGUGCAGUUUGCAGCAGAAUUUGUGCUGAAGGAAAAGUUUGCUGAUACCGCAAAGGUCUUCGUCAUUGGUGGCUCACAUGGAGGUUUUCUUGCUGGCCAUCUGGCUGGGCAGUACCCUGAAUUCUAUAAGGCCUGUGUGACUAGAAAUCCUGUCAUUAACAUUGCUUCCAUGCUGGGAACGACUGAUAUUCCAGACUGGUGUACGGUCGAGGCCGGUUUUGAGUACACAGCUAAUCAGCUUCCAACUCCUCUGUUAUUGGAAGCAAUGUUGAGCAAAUCACCAAUCGCAUAUGCUUCUCAAGUAAAAUCUCCAGUGUUAAUCAUGCUAGGCGAGAAAGACAAACGUGUUCAUCCCACACAAGGCCUCGAGUUCUAUCGAGCAUUGAAAGCCAGAGAGGUUCCUGUACGAUUAUUAUGGUACCCCGACAACAACCACUCAUUGUCCAAAGUUGAUGCAGAGGCUGAUGGAUUCAUGAAUAUCGUACUCUGGUUUGUAAAACGCCUCUAAUCUCGAUUCUUCAUUGAAGAGGUAGUGAUUGUAACUGGAGGAAGAUAAAUUGCUGGAGCUGUCAAUGUUCAUGAGGUCUGAAAUCCAGAUGGUUAUUUCGAAGAUGUCUUUCAUAUGUUCUUCUGGGGCUCUCUGUAGCCAUUGUAUGUACACACGUUUCACACUGAAUCACAUUAGACUGCCUAGAAUUUCAGGAAUUUGGUUAAUGAUUUGGAUAAUGAGGGAGGAUUUAGUAGCACACAAGUCAUUUGUUCUGUAGAUAGCCAGCGGUUAUUUAAAUUAUUAUAUGCCAUUUUUGUCGUAGCAAUGCCAUUCUGCAAUAUAUUUUAUAUGAAGUAACCAACACAUGUUAAAUAAAUUACUUUCUGGUCAAAUACCAGAAUUACAAUACUAAAUUACAGUAUCAUUUAGUUUUGGGUACUGUUCAGUGUAUCAUUAGUGGCAAUUUACAACCUAGCAAAAAAUUAAUUUUCAUGUUGUAAAAUAUUAAAAACAAUCCAAGCUUAUUACUUUACUAAUCUAUAAACUGUUAUCAAGAACAUUUAAAGAACUGAUAAUUCAGUCUUCUGAUUCCAAUGCACUAAUAUAGACUUGUGAUUUUAUGACUUCAGCACUUGAAAUCUUGAUUGCUCAUUGACAGUCCUCGUAGUUUGUUACUUUUGAGUACACUUCACAGGGAUGGCAUCAUAUUCCUGUAAUAAUCUGCUGUUGCACUGCCAUCUGUUUGGCAGAGAAAAUCUCACCAAACUGGGAAACACAGCACCUCAAAAAUAAAGUGCAUUAUUUUUAGUACUGAGCGGGAGAAAUACUUUGUUCGCCUGCACACUUUAUGCAUUGACCUAUAUAAAAUCUCCUCACAGGUUUCUUGACUUGCAUUGAAAGAGAAAUCUAUUUAGUUAUAUCUAACUUUCCAGAAAUAGUAAAUGACGGAUUUCCAUUUUUACAGCAGUAAUCUAGUUGGAGGGUUCAAAUGACAUUCAUGAACCACUUGAGUUCAACUUCUAGCUUUUAUAAUGUCACUUAAUCCUGUCACCAGGAUUAACAUUUAGCCAUGAAAUUCCUCCCAGCAAACCAUUAACAUUUGCAGAAAAGAAUAAUGUUGUGGUUUGCCACAAAUCUAAGAAUUAACUCUUGUCAAGUGAUGGAAUAACUGGAUUAAUAUUGCCUUUCUGGGACUAAUACAGCCUCUUCAGUGGGUUCUGCUUGGAUUGCCUUCCCCCAUUAUUGGUGAAAGAAAUAUGAUACAAAAAUGUGCCUUGACAACUUCUUUGACUCUUGACUGUUAAAAUUAGGAUUAUAGAGAUCUCUUUGUAAAUGGUGUCAAUAAAUUUGAAAGUUCAUACCAAUUAUUCUAUACUGACUAUUCAUUCCUCUGACCAUCUCAAAGUGCAUCAGCAGGUGCCAGUGAAGGUUUAUGAGAGUAACUCUAUCAGAAUUACCCUGCCACGCUGAAGUGAAGAACUUACAUAUAUUCCAAAGUCCUUCUAAAAAAUAUCUGGAGAAGGAAAGAGGGUGAAAAUCUUGGACUAUCUGCAUAAAGUGGUGGCUCGAGAGGGGCUCCCAUGCCAAUUAGUAACAUUUUAGAAUAAUGAUGACUGCAUUCAAAUAAAAUCUGUUGUUAGUGAAAACAAGAAAAUGAUGUUGUGAUUGAGAUGGAACUGAGGCUGUCUAGAAAAAUAUUUUAAAAUAUUAUAAAUUUUUAAAAAUUGUUGGUGCUUUUACAUGUCAACCUCUGGUGAAGCAAGUGUAAUGUGUAACUAUAACAUCUCAGUGCCACAGAAUAAAUGAAGUAAAACUUA